This is a messenger RNA of Adineta ricciae, 762 nucleotides long. NCBI's taxonomy places the organism in Eukaryota, Metazoa, Rotifera, Eurotatoria, Adinetida, Adinetidae. The record is from the annotation of a GenBank genome assembly.
AUGAGUCUCAAUGAAUAUCGUCUCACCGCUGAUUUUCUCCAUGGAUCAGCAAUCUUGUUACUAUUUUAUCAUAUCUUGAAGUCUCGAUCGUGCUAUUCAGUGUCUGGUACGACAGUCAUGCUCUAUACUAUCACAUUUACGUGUCGAUAUUUGGAUUUAUAUCCAUUCGAUUGGCAUUUCUUCGAAGGUUUUUCUGUUUUUACAUACAAUUCUAUCUACAAGAUCUUUUAUCUCGCAUCUCAUUAUCUCAUUCUUAUCCUUAUCUACGGUAUCUUUCGGAAUACUCGUGAUAGAUCAAUCAAUACAUUCCCAAUAUUCGGGUAUCUCAUUUGUGCUGAUUUACUCACAUGGAGUACAUGCUAUAUGGAGAAUAUUCAACAGCUGGAUCGGGAAUUUUUCUGGCGAUUUUCGAUCUUUUUGGAAAUGUUCGCAAUCAUUCCUCAAAUGACUCUCAUACAUAAGCAAGGUGUUAUUAGUACGAUGAUGUCACGUUAUUUGAUGAUGCUGGGAUCUUAUCGGGCACUGUACAUUGCUAAUUGGAUUUUUCGUUAUUGUAAUGAGCAAUUCUGGGAGCCAAUUGCUUUCUCUUGUGGCUGCGUUCAAACAAUGAUCUAUUUGUGCUUCUUUAUUCAUGUUUAUCCACGGUUAAACAAGGCGAAAUCUUGUGAAACGAUGGAGAUCGUCAAAGAAAAGAUCAGUGAUAUCAGUUUAAGCGUGAACGAAAAGAUGGAUCGAGAUGUGCCUCUAAUUCAUGACGUCUAA